GGCGUCGUCUGCAUCCCCGCCGCUUCGGCGUCGUCUGCUUCUCCGAUAUAACCCGGGCCCGCGAUCCCGGGCGUUUCAUGGAGUACGCUCGCUCUUGGUCCGGGUGGUGGUGUGACGACGACGUAGACCGACAGCAUGGGCAGCAUCGUGUCGAGUCAGCAGCACCUGGACGUGGCCGACCCCAAGACGGGCCUGACGCCCCGCGAGAAAGGGCUCGUGCGUGACACCUGGGCACUGGUGCGCAAGGACGUCAAGGCUAACGCUAUUGCCAUCUUCCUCACGCUGUUCCAGCGGCACCCUGAGUACCAGAAGCUGUUCUCUGGCUUCGCGGACGUGCCGCCGGAGGCUCUGUCCACCAACCCUCGCCUGGGCGCGCAUGCCAUGUCGGUGGCGUACGCCAUCACGUCGCUGGUGGACACCCUUGACGACGCCGAGUGCCUGGUGGAGCUGGUGCGCAAGAUCGCCAUCAGCCACACCCGACGGCCGGUCACCGUCACAAACUUCGAGCACACGAUGUCCGUGAUCGUGGACACGCUGAAGGACCGGUUAGGGAGCAAGAUGACGCCGGCGGCCGUGGCGGCGUGGGAGAAGACCCUCAGGCUGGUGGUCACCGUCACCGCGGACGUCUACAAGGAGGCCGGCAAGAACUAGGCCGCCGCUGCACAGCGCUGCUGCCCCUCCUCGGCUCGCAGAAGACGCACGAGCAGACGGUGUCCUCGCGGUCUCUUGUAUACACUGCUUCAAGGCGCGUGCAGGCGCUGGUGGCUGCUUCUUGGUUGCCAGGACGCGAGUCUUCGAUGGUCCACGGACAUGUCACGGUUGCCGAGCUUUCGUGGUUACGCUUAUAGUAUGAGCAGGCGCGCAUUUUGUGCGGGGGGUUGUAGGAUCGAGUGCGUCGUCCCCGCCGGAAGCACGCGUGGAUUAGUCAAAUGGUGCGGUGUGAUGGCUCUUCGUCGUGGUCUUUCGCUGUGCCGAGUCUGGCACAAUCUCUUGUCUGAAGUGGAUCCCGAUAAUACACACUGACGCGACCGACGUGUGCGCAUUCGACUCGCAAGGCUGCGAUGUGAAGAGUAUACUGCGAAGAACGCAGAUGAGGCGCGAGUCAUGCACUCUAUGUGCGCGGUAACCGUUGCAGAUGUGCUCGCUUUCGCAAUCGUAAGUGACGGCCGCUCUUAACAGCCGCGGGCGCCUAGACGUUUCGGCUGGUUUUUUUUUUUUUUUAGGUUUGGAGGUAUUGAUGCCACUAUAUCGAUGUCAAUCAAAGUUACAGGGGCAACAUACACCUAUCCUGAGCAUCAGGCGCCAUGCUGUACGUGAAAGUGCGUAAUACGACGUCUGGCUGCCCAGUAGCCUACAUACUGGGUGUCCCACGUGACUAACUUGUACCGAAAAUUAAAAAUAUGCAAGUGCAUGUAGCUAGACAGGACCAAGGUAUAAUGUUUGCCGUCGAUUGGAGCAAGUCAAGACUAUUUUUCGUACUUCGUCUAAUUACAUUAUUAUAUAUAAUUGAAUAAUCAACUUCUCAAAUAUUUAUAGUCAGAGUAAAAGUGUUAGUGCGAAAAUUGUAGACCACCCUGAAAAAUUCCCGAUCCAGCUUUUUUUUUUUCUGUUGCUCAAUUACGUGCUAAAUGAAAGUGUUUUUUUUUUUUCUGGCAUUAAAGAAAGCGCGCAAAAUACGACCAAGUACCGUGCGACUAGUCAAAUUCGUGCUGAUAAUUACUGUGAUUUCAGCUCAAGAGCACCGGUUACCUUCAUAACGUGUAAAUGAGCACCUCUAUGAAUGUUACCGUGUUCAGAGUGCAUGUUUGCGGGUCAGUGAAAGUACUAUCUUCGUAUGCAGUCUUACAGGUUGAAGUGCGCGGCAGCGUUUUUUUUUUUUUUUUUUUUUUUUUUUUUUGUCUGGAAUGGCAAUCUGGCAACCGAUGGCGGUAUAUACGCAUGUACUGUAUCGCAGGUAAUCAACGCGCGGAUAACACAGACCAAGAAUUAAAAGACACGGCACUUCGCAUUUUCUCGGUCUGAGUUGUCCGUGAGCCGGUUUCCGACGAUGCAACCACACCAACUUGCCCAGCUUACCAUUUUCCUACGAUAUACAUGCAAAUCCCAAAAGUUGGCUCAAAGAUCCACUCUGAAGAUGUUCACGGUCGGUGUUCGAAUGUAACUGGUUUCACGUUCUAGAACGACACGUCUUACCAAUGGAACGUAUAGAAGCAAAUUUGUGUGUGCAAAGUCCGGUUCAUGGAGACUGCCCUGCUAAGAAUGUGCUUUUUCUACGCCACCUUUAUCUCAUGCAAAACGAACCUAUCUGAUGUGCGUUUUUUCUUAUUCUUCUUCUAUCAACGCACGGCAUCAUACAUGCAACGCGGUCAUGGUAAUUCAGAUGUCGUUCAAGCGAACAAAGCGUUCGUCUGCAAAACCUUUCGCCCAAUACCGCGUUUCGAUGUUUCCGUUACAUAAUCCGAGAUAAGCGGCGAGCGUUGGACAUAUCCGAGGUUAUGGUUUCAUUUACCUAUCCAAAGGUGUAGACUGCAAGCUGCAAAGGUCACGCCAAUAAAAGCUCUCGCGUAAUGAAAAAGAACAAAAUUUUUAAAAUUUCCUAGAAAGAAUGACGCGGCGGGGGCUGUUUGCUUACAAAUGUACCGUGCUCCUUUUUUUAUAACGUGUGCUUUUGUAUUUGAAAGACGUUCUUGCCUUAUUUCUGAGCUUUCUUGUAGGUACGCUCUUACGCAUGCAAGAAGAUAGCUCCGUCAGUGAAACAUUGAGGCUGUUAUCAGCUUUAUAGCAGACGCCUGCUUUUACACGAGAGCGAUUCCUUUUAGCGACCCAUAAGCAGUUUUUAAGCCUACAAUUUUUUUUAACCACUAAUUAUAAAAAAAAUGUUUUUAAAACAGGAUUUGCGCGCGUUGUUUCAACGGUUUCGCCGAAUAUCUUUUCAUGCCAGAACUGACAGAUAUAGACAUUUCACAGCGCUUUCUGCACAGCGCGCAGCAGGGGCCGCCACAGGCCCACCGUCAUUGAAUCGAGAGCAUGCAAGCGACCAUCAACUGCCGCCCGCCGCUCCCACAGAGUUCUGCUGAGAGGCCGGGAAUCGCUUAGUACUAUCCAAGCGCAGUUCUGCCGUCGUCGUCGCCGUGAGGUUCCGUAUAAAAUCUAAGGGCGAUAAAACCGUCGCCGCGCGCCGUACUUGAAAUGUUGAAAAGCAGAUAGAAAGCGUGCUCUGUCGUGAACUGCAAGAACUGCGAUAGACUUGAAUGUGUGUGAUGAGACUGUGUGCGAGCUUUCAUCCGCCUCAGAUGCACGAGCAUGUGCUCGUAUUUACGUCCGUUCGACAUGCACACCUUUCCGCAAGGCAAGCACAACAAGGUCUACCACCAGCGCUGGAUAGCCGAUUGCCGGCAGCGGCUUCCAGGCUAACACCACCUGCAGCAACAACACAGCGAUUCCCGACACCGCUGACACAAAUAUCACGGAAUGCUGAACUUCGAUAAGCUUGCGAAUCAGCGCUACGCCCUCCCCACGCAAGUACGACUGACAUACUCGAGCAGCUUCACUUUACUUCCAGAACAGCGAAGUCAAACGUGAAAUAAUAGUAUUUAACUGAGCUAUAGUUGGUUCAUAGCCUAAGACAAGUUUGAACAGAUGAACUGGGAAAAGAAAAGGAAAGAACAUAGGACUAAGGGAGACAGACAAGAACGUCCUUGUCUGUCUCCCUUUGUUUUUGUUUUUUUCAGUUCAGCUGUUCAAACUCGUCUAGGCUGGUACCGCUAGUUCUUUUUCUGCGCCGGAAAUCAAACAGCAAGCGCGCGGCCACUUGAACCAUUUUUGUCCAAGCGCGCGCGAAUGCACUUUUAAUCUGCGCUUUAAGUAAUCGGAAACCAUUGCCAAGUUAUCUGAUCAGCACUGUCGAUAAGAACGACGCGUUCUGAAUCAACCACCGUGGUCGGAGCAGGUUGCAAACACGUAUUUUUUUGCGCAUGCACACACGCCUACAUUCCGAACGAAGUUUUUACACAUACAGUUAACGACAACAGGCACACGGCCGUAUCAGCCUUACAAAUCUAUCGCUCUAGAGACUAGAAUAUAAAGAGUAAAGAUCAAGCAUUAUAGGUUGCCUUAAUUAUACUCGUCGCCUUCGGCCGAUAGGCUUGCACACUAUUAAGAUUGCAGCGCGGACAGAACGGAUAAAUGAAAGGUAUCACUGCCUUUCUGCAGUUUAGGCAAAAGUCUCGUUUACGGCUCGCUGUAGUAGCCUAAAUAGCGGCUUUCUGAGCCGUGCCUGCGGCCGCUGUGGCCAUUGUAAGCAAGCGAGGAAACGUCGGUCAGAAUUAAGGCGCUCAAUUUAGCGGGCGCUGUCGCGUGAUCAAAUAUGGCGGCGCCCACGGAUUUGGUGCUGUAAAGGUGUGGAGAUAAUCUGCGAUAAAGUGUUGCACUCCGUGUCUCAUUUUUCAGCGCUCUGAUAUGGUUAGCGGACCAGGCAUGGUUCACUCAAAUGUUGACAUACUUUGAGGAUGAAAUGUCAUUCAGAAACAUUUGAGUGCAUUUCCGGAUCAGGUGUUCCGUCAAAUAAUGUACUAUCAUGUACAUAAGAGCGGUUAAUGAUUUACCUAAAGGCUAUCUUUGCUGUCGUCUUGUCUUGGCUUAUAGCGUGAUCGGUGUAUGCGCCGUGCAAAAUCAUGCCCUGCUUAAGCAACAAAAGUAACAUGAAUGCAUGAACAGAUCCACGAAACUUCUCUCGCGUGAAAAAGACUUCUGGUCGGCCGGAGUCUCGGCUGUUGCAUAUUUGCGUACGAGCUUGUUUGAAAACUUUGUCUUUUAAAGGAUACUUCUGUUCGACGUAGAAUCGAGUAUUCGCUGGCAAACGGGUGUCAUCGUAUUUAAGAAAAGCGUUCUGCUAUGUGAAAAGCUUCGCGUCUGGCUUCUCGGUUAAAACGGAAUAUGUCGCUUCUCUCGCGGUUUCCGUUUCCGCUUCGACGCCUCCGCGGCCGCCUAGCGGACGGUGGGCACAGCACAGACGGGAACGGGGACGCAGACGAAACGAAGAAAUUAAACGUAGCAGACGACUGGCCAAAGUAGCAGGGAUAUAUAUAUAUAUAUAUAUAUAUAUAUUGUGCACGCGCACGGCGCUCCAGCGCUGUCCAGACUUAAUGGCGUUAUUAGCCACGGCCGGAUGGGGAGCGAGCGCUGGCCGCUAACGGAGAACUAAUUUGCUUCGCGAUGCCUCAUGCGUGAAUUCUUGCAGCUGGCACAGAAUCGAGAGACGCAAAAAAAGAAGGCAUAGUCUCACAGAACUGUACACGCAGAGUCUAUCGAAAAUGUAUAUAUCGUCCGACUUUCCACCGUCAUUUUCUUCAUGGCAACGAGACCGUGAAGGAUUUAAUUAUAUCGGCUAGGGCAGCGUUUUAUUUUUUUUUUCAUUUCCAAUAUGGUGUCUCUCCGAGUGUAAUGUGACCACCCGGCUUAUACGUGUUUUUUUUUUUUUUCUUCCUGUCCGCUGUGUGCGUUACGGCUACAUGCAAGAAAAGUUACAUUUGGCAUGAAAAACCGACUUCUUGCGUUUUAACUAGCCACGUUUCUCUCCCUCUCUCUUCCUUAGUAUCAAGGCCCGAUUUAUUACUCAACGAACACUCUCGGCUCAAAUUAACAAUUUAUUCGAGCCGCAGGCACAUGCCAGCUGCGGUUAAUUGCAAGAUGUACAGAACGUCUGAGCAAUUACCCGUCACUUUUUCAGGGCAGUGGCUCUUUUGACGAGAACUGUAAUGCAAAACGAAAACAUAUGUAACGCAUUGUAGUUCAACAAAGCACCAUAAGGUGUCGAUACGCCACCUACCACCGUCCCCAACGUGGAGGUAUUCCGUAAACGGCGAUACUAGUUUUAGCGCUGCUAGCAACACCUUGUGGCGGUUUGUCCAACCACAAUGCGUUAGAAAUGCUCUUGCGUUGUGUGGGUGUUUUUGCGUUGUGAUCCGGAAAGGCAGACGUGCUCGGCAUUGUUGGUGGCACCAUCUUGUAACGCUGGCGUCAACUGGAGCACAUAGAACUAUAAUUGCGGUUACCAUGUCCUGUCAGCUGCAUGCUGCAAAUGCGCCGGCAGUAACAACCAUUAGGGUUUGUGAAACUUUCUCUUUCUCCCUUCUGUUAGAACGAUAAUGCAAGACAAAAACGUUUCUAAGGCAUUGUGGCUGUAAAAAACCGCCAUAAGAUGGCGCUUCCCAGCGCUGGUGCCUAGGGAGCCUCCAUAUACCGGCCGGUACACGGAGGCUCCCUAUUGGUGUCUUCAUGGCUUUACUGGUACCAACUCGCCUUCUACGGUGUUCCGUGUACUCUGGUGAGGCUAAAAUUCUGUAAUGACUGUCGUCGUACAGCCAUCCUGUACGUUGACUUGUAUUUUUGCCGGUGGCGGUUGUUGUGUAUCGUGUAUGCGAUCCCGUAUAUACUGACGAACGAUGGCAGCUGUUCAAAACGGAAAUCGGUGCGUUUCCUCGCCACAGGGUUCGACAAGGUGUACUGCAAUAGAAAAAUAGGAUUUGAUGCGCGCUGUCUGUUGCCUCCAUUGCAUCGUGAGAGUCGGCACACGUGCUUUAUUGGACGUGAAAAUGGGGCGUACUUACAUACGGUACUCGAUGAAAUGACAGCAUGGCGUCACCGGUAGGACGCUUGCGAAUGACCCGGCACCUAGUAGUGGACAGUGUGCAAGUUUGCCACCUAGGUUACCGAGGUUAUCGCGCACAAUGGUAUCGCAUGCAGCUAUCGUGGUUCCAUGGAGUAACCUUACCAUGCACAGGAGCAACACAUGAACAGUAUGCCCACAACGACGCAUUUAUUCCCGUAAUGACAAGGAAAAGCGUAUACAAGCUCGUGUUUUGAAAAAAGGUUACGAGGCUUUUUUUUUUUCCUCGCGUGCAGCCGGGUUACAUUAACCGAACCGGAAAUUUCACAUCUUGUAAAUGUCUGGGGCCAACAGCACACAUAACGCGAAGCUUUUCUGUGUUGCAACUGCUUCUACACAGAAACAAAGUUGGUACUAUCGGCAAGCAUCCUUUCCGGAAUAAAUGCUUAAUGUGUAAGUGACCACUGCUUCGAAAUAGCGUCCGUCAGUGGGCCAUUUAAUUCAUAUCACACAGCUUACGUUUAGAGGACAAUGCGAAAGGCCAGAGAGGACCCUAUGAUUAUGUGUGUGUUUUUGUUUGCGGAGCUGUCAUUACUAACGGCUUCUCGGGGCAUUAAUGAGUACAAAUUAGGCAUGUGUUGUUCUGUUGAGUGUAAUACACUUUGUUUAUUGCGCUUUUUUGUUGUUUUGUUUAGUGCUUACCUGCUACGUUUAUUAACCUACAUAAAAAAGCGUGUUGUAUAAAUUUUCCAAGACCUGUCUAUACAUAAAAUUGCUCUAUACUUGAAAUAAAUAAUUGUUUUUGAAGAAAA
Dermacentor silvarum is the source of this 7419-nucleotide messenger RNA. Its product is annotated as globin. Gene Ontology annotation, biological process: oxygen transport. The transcript has 3 exons. Gene Ontology annotation, molecular function: heme binding; oxygen binding. Gene Ontology annotation, cellular component: hemoglobin complex; extracellular region. The record is from RefSeq and is a predicted model, not a curated record. Bases 136 to 651 code for a protein of 171 amino acids. NCBI's taxonomy places the organism in Eukaryota, Metazoa, Arthropoda, Arachnida, Ixodida, Ixodidae.